Molecule: messenger RNA, 288 nt
Organism: Paramecium primaurelia
Lineage: Eukaryota; Ciliophora; Oligohymenophorea; Peniculida; Parameciidae
Source: the annotation of a GenBank genome assembly
AUGUUUUCAUAAUUAAUUCUUUCUACACUAUUAGAAUUAACCUAUUCUAAUUGGUCUAAAACACUAUAAAUAACAAUAGACAACUUUAAUCAAUCAGAAUCUGCUGUCUCAAUUAAUACUGAUAAUAUUCAUCAUAUCAAAUAUCCUUAGGCAUAUGACUUAAAUUUGUAUUACAAAAAUGGAAUAAGUAAAUCAAGAAAUAUAAGUGAUGAUGAAAAGAUUAAUAAUACUUAAUUAUUUUAAUAAGGAUGUUCCUAUUUGGAAAGAUAGAUAAAAAUUGAAGAUUGA